AUGGAAGUCCAUAAGGCCAGUUGGAAAGGUCAAAAGGUUGAGGUCAAAUACGUGCACAAGAGCUACACUGGGCAGGCAUACCGUCGGGCCUUUUACAGUCUAAACUUUGAGCUUCAGUUGAUGUCGAAGCCGUCGCUGCGCAAACAAAACAUCCCGAGCCUGCUUGCCGUAUGUUGCAGCAAAGACGACGACCUCACCACAUGCUUGGAGGCUUCAGCCUCGGUUGUUCGCCCAGGUAUCGCCGUUGAACUCGCACAUGAGCAGUAUCCAGACAUGCGACAUUUCUUCGACGGGGCUCGAAACAUGUUUCGGCCGAAGCAACUACCAUUUGAGACAAGUGCUGCCUUGAUCGCGGACAUUGCAGACGGCAUGGCGGCUCUUCAUCAUCACGACAUUGUGCAUGCAGACCCAAAGCCAGAAAAUAUUCCCCUCUAUCUAGACAGCCAGUCACCAAACGGUCUUGUAGCAAAAGUUGCUGAUUUCGGGCUUGUUGGAAUGACGACUUAUAGAGAACUAUUAGAGGUUAUAUGA
This is a messenger RNA of Metarhizium album ARSEF 1941, 531 nucleotides long. RefSeq names its product Protein kinase-like domain protein. Lineage: Eukaryota; Fungi; Ascomycota; Sordariomycetes; Hypocreales; Clavicipitaceae. Bases 1 to 531 code for a protein of 176 amino acids. Gene Ontology annotation, biological process: protein phosphorylation. Gene Ontology annotation, molecular function: ATP binding; protein kinase activity. The record is from RefSeq and is a predicted model, not a curated record. The transcript has a single exon.